CAACAAACAACUUACACCCACAACAUUACUCUUUAUGCCAAUAUAAACCACAACCAUUCAACACCCAUAACACAGAAACACAACCACCUCGUUAUCAUUCUUCUUUUCUCCGUCAGCAUCGGAUCAAUGGCUGUAAGAUGUUAUCCUUCACCUACUCUCAUGAUUCAGAAUUCUAGUUCAAUCAAAAAGCCUGUGCGUAGAGCCUUGAUGCUUGCACAGAGUCAUGUCUCAGACAAGAAUACAUCUCUACUUCAGUUCAGGUCAUCUUGCAAGAUCAAGGUUUUUGAAGAUCAUUCCAAGGGAGUCGUUUGCUAUCGGGAUGAUAAUGGGGAGAUAACGUGUGAAGGAUUCGACGAGGGCCCUCGUCUCCACCAACAGUUUUCGAUAGUGGCUUGUAAUACAAGAGAUGCUGAGAUCAUUGAUCUUCUUCAAAGAUGUUGGCUUCAAGUUACUGAUAGUAGUGAUCAAAUUGAAAGUGCUGAAGAAGGUGUUGGUGGGCAAACAGGUUUCAACCAAAAUGGGUUCAACCCAUUCUUCUGAUAAAUGCUGACCAUCAGGCAAUAAUCUGUAUGUAUUCAAGUUUGUCUCCACUAAUCUGCAAAAGCAGGGUUUUCCUUCCAAUGAAUUAAUGUAAAUAAUAAGCAUAAAGAGAGCGCUUUCCAGUUGUCUUAUAAUCACAUUCUGAGUUCCUGUUAAAUGCUAAGUUCUAUCCUGC
Messenger RNA from Ilex paraguariensis (yerba mate), 715 nucleotides. Lineage: Eukaryota; Viridiplantae; Streptophyta; Magnoliopsida; Aquifoliales; Aquifoliaceae. The record is from the annotation of a GenBank genome assembly.